AGCAACAGAAAAAGUAAACAUCACCUCCCCCCGUAACAUCGAAUGUAGAUUAUAAAAAAAAAUUAUUUAAUUUGAUAAAGAGACUGGGUAUCUAUCUACAAUUUGUUCGUUCAAAUAGAAUUAUCAUUUUAAUUGGCCCUUAUCGCCCGCUGCUUAUCGAUCUGUUGAUAUUAUUGUGCUUAGUGCGAGUCGUUCCACUGAAAGUUGAUUUAUCUUAAAAGUUAGUUGUGUACUGUCUUGAACCGUGUUAACAUGUCUAAUACAUUGAGAUUCGAUGGUCGUGUGGCUGUGGUGACUGGCGCUGGUGCCGGAUUAGGCAGAGAAUAUGCUUUAUUGUUCGCCGAACGAGGAGCCAAAGUUGUCGUCAAUGAUUUAGGAGGAAGUUUCAUCGGCGAAGGAAAGUCACAACAAGCAGCUGAUGUUGUCGUUGGCGAAAUUGUUGCUAAGGGCGGUAUUGCUGUUGCUGAUUACAAUUCCGUUACCGAAGGUGAAAAGAUAAUACAAACGGCGCUUAAUAAUUUCGGUCGCGUUGACAUUUUGGUAAACAAUGCGGGGAUAUUGCGUGAUCGCAGUUUUGCUAGAAUAUCGGAUCAGGACUGGAAUUUAGUGCAUGAUGUCCAUCUCAAAGGGAGCCACAAGACAACUCAAGCUGCCUGGCCAAUCUUUAAGAAACAAAACUAUGGCCGCAUCAUAAUGACAUCGAGUACAUCGGGUACGAUUGGAAAUUUCGGCCAGGCCAAUUACAGUGCCGCCAAAAUGGGUUUAAUCGGUCUAUCCAACACCUUAGCUAUUGAAGGAGCUAAGAAUAACAUCCACUGUAAUGUUAUCGUUCCAACAGCUGCAUCCAGAAUGACCAAAGACAUUUUCCCAGAGUUUCUGUACAACGAAUUGAAACCAAAACUCAUUGCUCCGGUUGUGGUGUACUUGUGCCAUGAAUCGAAUACCAGCAACGGUGAUAUCAUUGCCAGUGCAGCUGGAUGGGCGGGAAAGAUGCACAUGAUUCAGAGUCAAGGAGGAGUGAUGCGCGUCUCGUUGAACGACCAACCGACACCGGAGAGUGUGCAAAGGGAAUGGCACAAAAUAACCGAUAUGUCGAACGCCAGACAUUUGAACACUUCAGCCGAUGCAAUGAAAAACCUGAUGGAAAAGCUGGAAGUCCUGGGUGGCGGCGACCAGAACAACAACCGAAAAGAAGUCAGCAACAAUUUCUCAUUCGGAUCGAGGGAUUUGAUUUUGUACGCCCUGGGAAUUGGAGCAACGGUAUCACAACCAUCGGAUCUGAAAUUCCUGUACGAGAACCAUGCUGAUUUUUCACCGUUUCCAACCUACUUCGUAAUGCCGGGACUGUUGUCGACGAUGUCAACCACAUUGGUAGCCGAUGCACUGACGCACACAACAUUCGAUCUGUCGCAAAUCCUACACGGUGAACAGUAUCUGGAAAUCAUGGACGCACUACCGUCCGACGGUGUUUUGACAACGAAGAGCAGUGUAAUCGAUGUACAGGACAAGAAAUCCGGAGCUCUGGUCGUUGUUCAAGCCGACUCGUAUGAUGCCAGCGGUCGUCUGAUCGUUCGCGCUCAAAGUUCUACUUUCAUCAUUCGAGCUGGAAACUUUGGUGGCAAAACGAAAGCUGCUGAUGUGGUCGUGCCAUCUGUACCCUCACCGAAUCGCAAACCAGACGCAUCGGUUCAAUACAAAACUAGUGUCGACCAGGCAGCACUUUACAGAUUGUCCGGUGACUUUAAUCCCCUUCACAUCGAUCCAGACUUUGCAGCACUAGGCGGACAACCUGUUCCAAUUCUUCACGGACUUUGUACUCUCGGUUUCUCUGCCAGAGCAGUCCUUCAGACCUAUGCAGGCAACGAUGCAUCUCUGUUCAAGGCGAUCAAGGUUCGGUUUACCAAGCCAGUGAUACCUGGUCAAACAUUGAAAGUGGAUAUGUGGCAGAACGGACAGCGAAUCCACUUCACAACGAGUGUCGUCGAAACCGGCAAAGAAGUUAUUACCGGUGCGUACGUUGACUUGAAAAUGGUUGUCGGAAAGAAUCUAACCUCAGCCCAGCUACAGAGCGAUGCCGUUUUCGCUGGCAUCAAGGACCGUGUAUUGGCCGAUCCAGCCAAAGCUAAAACAGUAAACGCCGUCUUCGCCUACAAAAUCACCAACAACGGCCAGGUAGCCAAGGAAUGGACUUUGGACUUGAAAAACGGCGAUGUGUACGAAGGUGCACCGAAAUCGAAAGCCGACACAACAUUGACGGUCGCCGAUCAGGACAUGAUUGACAUUGCGCUGGGCAAAUUGAAUCCACAAGUGGCAUUUAUGAAGGGAAAAUUGAAGAUUACCGGCAACAUUAUGUUAACGCAAAAACUGGUGCCACUGUUGAAGACCGAAGCCAAAUUGUAAAAUAAAAGUCACGCGAGUCACCAUAUAUCAGCUCUGAGAGUCUAUUCGAUUCGAUUUUGUUUUGUUUUGUUUUUUUAAUUUACUUGGGGUACGGAGGCAUGCAUUAGAGGUGAGUUUUGGGGGAAUUAAAUGUUUAUCGCGGAAUGUGGAUUGUGGGUAGCGUCAUUCCUUUUGUAUAAAAAGCGUAAAACUUUUUGCAAAUUUUUAUUUUUGUAUUCUACGGUAAUCGGUCUCACGGAGUCCGGCAUUGUUACAGCAACUUUUUUUUAUUGAAUAAACAAAUGGAGAAAUAGUAAAAAA
Molecule: messenger RNA, 2700 nt
Organism: Bradysia coprophila
Lineage: Eukaryota; Metazoa; Arthropoda; Insecta; Diptera; Sciaridae
Gene: Mfe2
Product: peroxisomal Multifunctional enzyme type 2
Molecular function (GO): oxidoreductase activity
Source: RefSeq, a predicted model, not a curated record